Messenger RNA from Gadus chalcogrammus (walleye pollock), 4121 nucleotides. RefSeq lists its product as uncharacterized. The transcript has 12 exons. The coding region runs from base 196 to 3924 and encodes 1242 amino acids. NCBI's taxonomy places the organism in Eukaryota, Metazoa, Chordata, Actinopteri, Gadiformes, Gadidae. Gene Ontology annotation, biological process: centriole replication; regulation of cytokinesis; centrosome duplication. Gene Ontology annotation, cellular component: centriole. The record is from RefSeq and is a predicted model, not a curated record.
UCGGGUCUGACUCCUCUCCGGCUCUGACUACACUCCAGGUCUAACUCCACUCCAGCUCUGACUCCAGUCCAUGACUUCCAGACUCCCAACGGUUUCCAAACCGUCACUUUGCUCCUCCUUCGCGGGUAAAGAUGUAAACACCGGCGCCCUGGUUGUGAAGCUACCGCCUGUUUCUCUGCGCUGGACCCUCCCGCCAUGAUGGAGGACUACGAGGAGUUCGCGGCGAACCGUCUCUCUGAGCUGAGGAGUCCGGCAGACCCCCCCUCUGCCCCGGGGAGGCUCUGCGGCCAUCGGUCCCUGAUCCGCUUCCACGGCCGCUGCGUACUUCCGCCCCUGUUGUCAGGGGAACGGAGAGAGGAGAUGCGGACGUUGAAGGAACAUCUGAAGAAGCCGUCUGAUCGUAGCGAGUCAGCGGCCAGCGGACUGGUCGACCGCGUACGACACAUCCUGCACAGCGUGCAGCUUCGGAAAGCACCGACUCUGCAGGAGUUCUUUGAGGAGAAGUCCGGCCUCCCCCCUCUCAGCCCCCCCUCCUCCCCUCACGAGGUCCCCCCGCUGACCUCGACCACCUACAGUGGAAUGUCUCGAAGCCCCCCACCCCCCCACUCACAACCCCUACUGGACCCCCCUGGGGGCGUCAGCCAGCGGCCCCAGUCCUCCGGGGACGGGACCCACAACGUGAUGGGGAGGGCCGACUGGGCGAGGGAGAGCCGUGUGGAGGGGGGGACGUCCCUGGGGGGCUUCCUCCUCUGCAGCCCUUCCAACAGGGCCGCCAUGACGCCAGACAUCAUCAGUCACCCGCCCAUCGACGGGGAGAAGCUGGAGCGCUCUGCCAUGGACACUUCCAUCGAGGAUUGUCUGAUUGCCAAUGACAUGCUCACAGAGGUCUGUAGCGCAGAGCCAGACCAUAAACAGUCAGUCAUUGGCUCGCUCUCAGCUGAGUCCGGCCCCCCAGUGGGCCAUCUGGUCACAUGUGUCCCACUAGGAACGGCCCCGGAAACGAAUCAUGGUGUGAGAGCUCCAUCAGCACAAGGUGACUCCUAUGGCCGCCGUGACACUGGGUGUGGCCAGGAGGGUCCAGGCCCUACCGUGGAGGCUGGCCCGGAGGUGACCCUGUCCCCAGCCACAACACCACCCCUUCAGGUACUGGGAGGGUCGUCCAGGCCGCCCGGGGAGCCCGGGGAGCCCGGGGAGCCCUACCGCCUCAGCCUCCAGGCCCUGCUCAAGAAGUCCCAGGAGUGCCGGCAGCAGCAGCGAGCGCUCAGGAACCAGGCCAGACCCGGCCGGGUGGUCCCGGAGAGAGACCGGGGCACAGAGGAGAGCCUGUCGGACAAAGAGAACCAGGAGGUCCCCCAUAAGGCCCCCCAUAAGGCCCCUCAGAGGAGGAGCACCAAACACACCAUUGGGGACCCCCCAGCAGACACCGCCCUGAACAAGUGGGGCAAGGAUGAGCAGGAAGGGUCUCAGGUAGAAGACCUCGCUUUAAAAGGUUCCACCGAUGAAUUCACAACCUCACACAACACCAACGGCCUCAGUUCAACAGGCAGAGCAAACUCAGAGUCUUUGGACUUAGGAGGCAGAAGUAAAACCAUCCCUGAAAACAUUCCGCCUGCUCUCUCACCUGGAGGUGCCCACGAGGCGUCCUCCAACCCUGUGGAGGCCUCUGCUCUGCCCCCUGAGGGGUCAGCCCCCGCCCCCAGGGCUGGAGGUACGCUCCGGGGGGUCAGUGAUCCUCAGAGAGGAGGGGGCUACCACGUCCUCCCCAGUCCUGUGCUGUGCACCAGCCCGGUUCACUGUAAGAGCAGAGGGCUCCAUGAGGGGGGGCACGCCCACCCUGAGCCCGGAGCGCACAACGGUCACAGCCGGGGGCAGCCGGGGGCACAGCCCGUCCAGGGAGGGGGUCCAGCAGGACUCGCGCUGAGCAGGAGCUCAGCUCACACGCAGCAGAUGGACCAGCUGGAGCUCAACCUGUCCGGCCUCAAGCUGCUCAUCUCUGAGCUGGAGUCCACCAUCACAGAGAACAUGAGGAACCAGGCCCCGCCCGGAGACCCUCCUCACGGGGGCCACAGCCUCUCUGGGGAGGGGCGUCCUGGCCGGGACAACGCCUGGACCGGGGGCCCCACUGAUGAAGACACAGACCCUGAGCUGUGGGACUUCAUAGACCUCCCGUACUUCAGACCGCACCGAGGAGGGGACGGCGGGGGGGGGAGCCACGGGAGCCCAGGCCAGGCCCCGGCCCGCGGCCUGGCCCGGGGGUCGGCUGCUGGAGGGGGGGGUGGGGGCUCCCCCAGCGCCCAGGGGGCCCCCGGGGCCAGAGGACCCCUCACCUGCUCCAGGAUCCCCCAGCCGUCUGCAAAGCGCCCCUCCGUCUCCCCCAGGCCGCUCAUCCCAGAAGCAUUCUGGGAGAUUCAGCCGGUCAGGGUGCAGUCGGACAGCAGCAACCAGCCGUUCAGGGUGCAGUCGGACAGCAGCAACCAGCCGUUCAGGGUGCAGUCGGACAGCAGCAACCAGCCGGUCAGGGUGCAGUCGGACAGCAGCAACCAGCCGUUCAGGGUGCAGUCGGACAGCAGCAACCAGCCGGUCAGGGUGCAGUCGGACAGCAGCAACCAGCCGUUCAGGGUGCAGUCGGACAGCAGCAACCAGCCGGUCAGGGCGCAGUCGGACAGCAGCAACCAGCCGUUCAGGGUGCAGUCGGACAGCAGCAACCAGCCGUUCAGGGUGCAGUCGGACAGCAGCAACCAGCCGGUCAGGGUGCAGUCGGACAGCAGCAACCAGCCGGUCAGGGUGCAGUCGGACAGCAGCAACCAGCCGGUCAGGGGCAGGCCACCAGCCGCAGUGGCGGAGGGCGACCCUCUGAACCGGUCGUACGACGUGGAGCGUCCGUCGGGACUCUGGCGCCUGGACCCUUCGGGGUCCGGGGCCGGUUCGUACCUUUCUCCCGUCCCGGACCACAAGCGCCGGACCCCGGAGAGCGAGGGAGGGGCCGGAGGGCAGGGGGGCGUGUCCAAGGCCAAACGCAGACUGCUCAUGCAUGCAGAGCAGGCGGCAGAGGAGAGGAGGCGGGGCAGACUCUCGUACGCCAGCCCCCCCAACGCCUCUCCACCGGGCCGUGGUGCCGGGGGCGACCCGGGAGACGAGCUGAAGCUGGCGCAUGCCGCCCAGUGGAGGGCGCUGCAGGCUGAGCAGGGCGUCCAGCAGCAGCACCUCCUCCAGGCGUUGUCGGAGCGCUGCCGUCUCCUUCAGAGGGUGUCCUCGCUCUGCCCGCCGUCUGUCUCCUGGCCCGGGGACGCCGCCACCUUGUCGGGAGGCGGCGUCCUCUCAGACGUCUGCUUCCAGCUCCCCCUGCCCGCCGCCCCGCCCCUACAGUCUGUGGGGCGGUCUCUCCCUGAGCGCUGGCGCCCCCUGGUGGCGGCGGCCGUGAAGGGUUUCCUGACGCGCCGGCUGCUGAGGACCGGGAGGGUGCAGCAGCUGCGACGCACGGCCAGGGACACCCAGCAGUUCCUGCAGGCCUUUGAGAAUCAGAGUCCGGGGGGGCGAGAGGGGCUGUGCAGCAGACAGGACGGGUUGCUGUGGGAGAGAGUCACCCUGCAGCUGCGGUCUGUCCGCUACGAGAUCCAUGAUGUUUUCUUCAGGCUGACGGCGGCUGAGAAGAUGCAGCUGAUUCGCUGGGACAGAGAGCUCAAACAACAGACAGGGCCGCCAGGUCGGGUCGUUGGAAAGAGUUCUCUGUCUGCUGCCACACAGAAAUCCUUGGAGAGGAAAAGAAGACUCAUGAUGCAGCAGAAGGUCCCAGACCGGCCUUGGGUCAGAGGGGCCCAGGGUCCUCACCUUAGGGGCCCACCUACACCACAACGCAGGCCGGGGCAGCUCAGGACCUCAAGGCCUCAGAGGGGCCCCAAGACCUCCAGGACCGGUAGACGCUGAGAGCCUCUGAAGAACCACUGGGAACACCACAUAUAUGUAUCACCGUGGACCAGAGAUUAGCCUAGAAACGUGUUUCUGUUGAUAUUUUUGCAUUGCCAAUGUUUUAUAAUUAUAUUUAUACAUUUUUUAAUAAACGUUUUUUAAGUUUAAUAAACGUUUCUAUUUAAAGGUUUUGUGGGUCUGUCUCUCUCUGUGUG